AUGGUUAGUUCCUUGUACGACCCCUUAGGACUGGUCUCAUCUUUUACUUUGCCUGUUAAAUUAGUCUUACAAAGUUUGUGCAAAAAGGGACUAAAAUGGGAUGAACCUAUACCUGAUAAGGAAUCAAAGGAAUAUAGGAAAUGGAUAAAAAACAUAGAUUCCCUGGAGAAUAUUAAAGUUCCAAGAUGCUUAAGGAAAGUACAAGCUAAAAAUGCUAAAGUACAAUUACAUUGUUUUGCCGAUGCAAUCGAUAGUGGGUAUAGCGUUGCUAUAUAUGCAAGAUUCCAAUACUCUGAUCAGAGCAUCGAAAGUAACCUAGUGGUAGGAAAGUCAAGGGUAGCACCACUUAAGAAGAUUACCAUUCCCAGAAUGGAACUAACAGCAGCAACUCUCGCUGUGAAAUUGUCUAAUGUAGUCAGUAAGGAGUUAGGUUUUCAUUAUGAAAACAAGUUUUUCUGGACAGAUAGUACUUCAGUAUUACAGUGUAUCGCUAAUACCACGCGCUAUCACACAUUCGUAGCCAACAGAUUAACCACAAUUCACGAAGGUUCGAAUGUCGAAGACUGGCACUAUAUUGCUUCAGAUUUGAACCCUGCUGACUUAGCAUCACGAGGAAUGCAUGGAAAUUGUGAUGAGAAAAUAAGUAGAUGGUUCCAAGGUCCAGAAUUUCUAAACAAACCUAUGUCAGAGUGGCCAGAAUCAAGAAACUUUAAGUGUACAAUUAUACCGGACGAAAUGGCAUCGAAGGUAGUCCAUGCAACGGUAAUUAAGGAAUAUUCAUUUAUGUCUAGUUCAACCAAUAGGUACUCUACUUGGACUAAACUAAAAAGAAUUGCCGGAUGGGUAAUUAUGGCAUGCAGGAAAUUCAAACAAAAGAAGAAUGGAGAAAUUGAUAAAGAUAUCAUCUUGUCAAAGAAAAUUCUGAAUGAAGCUUAA
Molecule: messenger RNA, 936 nt
Organism: Penaeus chinensis
Lineage: Eukaryota; Metazoa; Arthropoda; Malacostraca; Decapoda; Penaeidae
Exons: 1
Coding region: 1-936 (311 amino acids)
Source: RefSeq, a predicted model, not a curated record